AUGGCUUCUUCCUUACCGAACGUCGGGACCUCGAGUGCCGCGGCACAAACUGGGCAAACUCUUCAGCGCUUUCCGCGUAAUGUCAACGCGUCAAAGAAUGCUUGGCUGUGGAAAAAUGUCCGCAACCCAGCCGAGCCCGUCUCCACCAUCACCCAAACGGCAGUCCUGCCUUCGGACGCAGAAGUCAGCAGCAAGGCCGGAUACCAGCUUCUUUGCAGCUACAACUGGCAGGAGGGGAAGCCGGCGAGAAUCAGAGUUCCGGGAUACGCAGCCAUCUGGCAGGGCGUGACCCUCCCAAUGACGCUCUCGGCUGAUAAGGGAACUUACUUCAUCGACCAGAACACCUCGUUGAUGCCGCAGCACCCUUUCGAGCCCAUGUUCCGCGCGGCGGCCUCCAUGAGCCAGGACAUGUCCUUCGACGACAUCGACAUCGUGACGAACCGCAACAGCCUCCGGAAGCUGCUCGACUUCUGCUCUCCAAGGUCCCAGGAAAGCUUCCGUCUUCACCUUCACUUGGUUCGCAAUACUCUCAUCGUCGAGCGUUGCGAGAAGCACGCUAGAGAGUUCGUCGACGGGUCGCGCGGCUGGGGCAGAAACUUUGAGAAGGCGUCCACUGCGUUCCCCCCGAAUCUUACAGAGAGCCAGGGACACCACCGAACGCUGAGAUACUCUCUCGGAGCCCUCAAAUGCGCGGUACAAUUCGAAGUCGACGCAAGCUUUGACCCGAACGGUGAGCCUGUAGCGUCGAAGGAUCUGGGCCCUCUCGACCUCGCUAUGGAGAAGCUGUCCAUCCAGACCCCGGAGCCAGCGACGGAGAACGGAGCCCGGGACCUACAAGUUGAGACGACCUAUCGAGAAGCAAUGGUGAUGCUUCAGUCGACCACAGCGGAAAUCAAGUCGGCUGCCAAGGUCCGCCCCCUCAGCUGGCGCAUGCCGCAGCUCUGGUUCGGUCGGACUCCCUGGCUUAUUAUUGGCCACCACGCGGAUGGCAAGUUCCACGACGUCAAGAUCACCGAGGCGGCGGCCCACUUCACCGACUGGGAGAAAAAACAGCAGACGGCGCUGAGGAAGCUGGCGACCGUGCUCGGCGAGCUUCGGGCGGCGGUCCGGGGGAACGAGGGACGGUACAGCGCUGCGGUUUUCGAGCGAGGAUCGGGGUCCAUUCGGGUCUUUGACUUGACGAGCAACAGACAGGCGGUACCGGAGGACCUGAAGAAGAAGCUGUGGACCUAA
This is a messenger RNA of Colletotrichum higginsianum IMI 349063, 1233 nucleotides long. RefSeq names its product Geranylgeranyl pyrophosphate synthetase. The record is from RefSeq and is a predicted model, not a curated record. NCBI's taxonomy places the organism in Eukaryota, Fungi, Ascomycota, Sordariomycetes, Glomerellales, Glomerellaceae. Bases 1 to 1233 code for a protein of 410 amino acids. The transcript has 2 exons.